Iphiclides podalirius (scarce swallowtail) is the source of this 336-nucleotide messenger RNA. The record is from the annotation of a GenBank genome assembly. Lineage: Eukaryota; Metazoa; Arthropoda; Insecta; Lepidoptera; Papilionidae.
AUGGCGCAUUGUUGGCGACUGUUUAUGACCACGCUCAUGGCGUUCGUAGUGCAGUGGGCUAUUUAUGAAUUCCUCUCAGUUGGUACUAUUGCGCGCUGUCAGGGGGCGCAGCGGUGCGUGGACCCCGCUUCGUUUGUCCGCGUGUCCGCUUCGAUGCUAUUGAUGGCCCAGCGCCGAGAGGCUGGCCCCCGGGCGCCAUACCCACUCCUCGCGGAGUGUGCACACGGUCAAAUUCUAAAAGCAAACGGUAGAGGGCUUAAACGGUUGUCAUUCAUCUCCCCCGGAGCCACGCACGGCGAGCGCGCCGCGCGGCCAGCGCUCGACACCGCGUCGCGU